Molecule: messenger RNA, 1035 nt
Organism: Morone saxatilis (striped sea-bass)
Lineage: Eukaryota; Metazoa; Chordata; Actinopteri; Moronidae
Product: 40S ribosomal protein S19
Exons: 6
Coding region: 84-542 (152 amino acids)
Biological process (GO): translation; ribosomal small subunit assembly
Cellular component (GO): ribosome; cytosolic small ribosomal subunit
Molecular function (GO): structural constituent of ribosome; RNA binding
Source: RefSeq, a predicted model, not a curated record
AUUAGCUACCAGCGGCUAACCCUCCAUGCUGCAUCCCAAACCUGACCACCUGGCCGACGGCUUUGUGUUGUAAUAUAUAAAAAAUGCCAAGCGUCACGGUGAAAGAUGUCAACCAGCAGGAGUUUGUCAGGGCUCUGUCAGCUUUCCUCAAAAAAUCUGGCAAGCUCAAAGUCCCAGAAUGGGUUGACACCGUGAAGCUCGCCAGGCAUAAGGAGCUGGCUCCCUGCGAUGACAACUGGUUUUACACCAGAGCAGCGUCCACAGCUCGCCACCUGUACCUCCGAGGAGGGGUCGGCGUGGGCUCCAUGAUCAAGGUCUACGGAGGGCGUCAGAGGAACGGUGUAUGCCCUGCCCACUUUAGCGUGGGCUCCAGGAACGUGGCGAGGAAAGUCCUCCAGGCUCUGGAGGGCCUCAAGAUGGUGGAGAAGGACCCAAAUGGUGGACGGAGACUUACUCCUCAAGGCCAGAGAGAUCUGGAUAGGAUUGCUGGUCAGGUUGCCUCAGCAAACAAGAAACAGCGAAGUUUACAAAGCGCCAUCUGAGGAAUGCAUGCAAAGAAUCCAGACAAGUGAAAUGCAGAAAUUCCUUACUGCUUAUUUACCCAAGUUUCCUUGUCUCCCAUAUCACUCCAGUGCCCGCAGUAACCGAGUACAAAAGGCAUUUCAUAGAGAUGCAUGUGUCUAUAGCGCAGUAAGUACAAAUUAAAUAUUACACAUGGAUGGUUUGCAGCAUUUGUAGGUUUGUUUUUGUCUUCAUAAUGAAUUUCAAGACAGCAGUGGCCUUGUGACAGCAAAACAGAAUGGACAAAGAAGCUGUGAGAAUACAGUAUUACCAAGCAAGAGCAUGUUAAUAUUGUUUUGCCAACAACUGUGAAACUCAAUGUAAAAAACAAAACAAAUGCAAUGGAUGCUAUUGUAUAUUUUUUAUUCAUUUAUCCAGCUGUUACAGAAUAUUAUGCCUAAACAUGAUAUUUAUGAGAUGUAUAUGAAUGACACAGUAAUAUAUAGGGUGUUCCAAAUAAAACUGAGUUAAACU